AUGAAUCAAGAUAAUUGGACAGAGAUUAUUCAAUUUCUAGAACCGAUUGAUGUAUUGGCCUCUCUUUUAACUAUUAAUCGGACAAUUUAUUCUCUGAUUGAAAAAUGUGUGGUUUCUUUUGAUAAUAUUUCCGAUUAUUGUUUUAAUGAAUCAUUGAAUAUUAGAAUUUUAUUUUCUGAUCGUGAUGAUUUGAAGAAUGAAUUAUCGGAUGAAAAUAUUCCCCUAUUGGGAAAUUGUCGAUAUUUUGUUAAUUUAUAUUUAUUGAAAUUGGCAUUUAAAUUGGAAAAUACAAAUCCAGAAAAGAUGAAAAUUUCUGAAUUUGAAAAGAUAAUAGAUGAACCACAAUUGAAAUUGUUGAGAUUCUAUCGCUCGGUAUUUAGUUGGAGUAAAAAAGAGGAGAAAAAUGUUGAAUAUCUCAUUAAAUAUACACCUAUUGGAGAGCAUUCAAUUGGAAAAUCAACAUUUUUCAAUCAUGUCCAGUUUGGUCAUUAUGAAAAUACAAGUCUCUGGAAGAGUGAAGCUAUUAAGAAGGAAUUUACAAUUUCAAACGAAUCUAGCCUAGUUCAAGUACUGUUUGAUCUUGAUCCACGAUAUCAAACCAAAGAAACAUUUAUUAGAGGACUCAUAAGACACAACAUGUCAUUUCUACUUUCAUUUGGAAUCAAUUACGAAUGUACCUUUGAGAAAUUAGGAGAUUGGUAUCAUUUGAUUAAACAGGAGAAAUUGGAAACCAUGGGAAUAAUGAUUGGUCUGCAUCCUCAUCGACAAAUAACCAAUUAUGAAUUGAAGAAGAUAAAUCCAAGAGAGGUUGUAAGGAAAGCAUUUCAUGAAUUUGGAAAAUUAUUAGUUGUGGAAGUCGAUAUGGAUAAUAAGAAGCAUGUUUUUGUUCCCUUUUGGUUUUUUCAAUUACAAUUUACCUACUUUAAGGAUUUGAAAGAUAUAACACAUAGAGUGCUACUCAAUGAAACACCCAAAACUGCCAGUUCACUUCCAACGAAUUGUUUUAUAUAA
This is a messenger RNA of Naegleria gruberi, 1011 nucleotides long. RefSeq lists its product as uncharacterized. Lineage: Eukaryota; Heterolobosea; Eutetramitea; Acrasida; Naegleriidae. The record is from RefSeq and is a predicted model, not a curated record. The transcript has a single exon. The coding region runs from base 1 to 1011 and encodes 336 amino acids.